This is a messenger RNA of Daucus carota subsp. sativus, 1204 nucleotides long. RefSeq names its product BAG family molecular chaperone regulator 2-like. The transcript has 4 exons. The record is from RefSeq and is a predicted model, not a curated record. Gene Ontology annotation, cellular component: cytoplasm. Lineage: Eukaryota; Viridiplantae; Streptophyta; Magnoliopsida; Apiales; Apiaceae. Gene Ontology annotation, biological process: protein stabilization. Gene Ontology annotation, molecular function: protein-folding chaperone binding; adenyl-nucleotide exchange factor activity. Bases 192 to 1202 code for a protein of 336 amino acids.
ACUCUAUAAAUGGUCAAGUACACAACUGCCUUAUCUGCACUCUGCUUUCCCUGACAAUUCCUCUGUGUUCAAUGCCAAAUAUUUGAAUGCAUAUAAAUGUCCUACAGAUACACAUUAUGGAGCUAGUUUGGUGUGUGUUCUUGUAGUCAAAUAUAAAGAUUUGUUUGUAUUGUUGUCGAGUUGCAGAUAAGAUGAACACGAAGAGCAAGCCUGCUGGAGUAUUUUCUCCAGCACGAGGAAUCACCGCGGUGGGGAGCAGCAGCCCGGAUGGAUUUGCGCCGUGGGAGAUGAGGCCAAUGGGAAUGCUGGUACAGAAAAGGAACAUUGAUGCAGAUCAUUGUUCAGUUCCAGUUCCAACUAUCAGAGUCAAAGUGAAAUAUGGAUCAUCAUAUCUCGAUUUUGAUAUUAGUCCACAAGCAAGUUUUGGGGACUUGAAGAAAUUGGUGGCGAAACCGACUGGUGUGCACCAUGAGGACCAGAAGCUGAUAUUCAAAGAUAAAGAAAGAGAAUCAAGAACAUUUCUUGAUGGGGCUGGUGUUAAAGAUGGAUCCAAACUUGUGUUAGUUGCAGAUGUUGAUGCAAGAGAAAGUCGCUAUCUUGAAGCGCGGAAUAAUGCUAAAAUGGAGAAGGCAUUGAAGGAUAUAACUGAGAUUAGCUUGGAAGUAGACAAGUUUGCUAAGCAGGUAAUUAAUUUUGAAACACAAGUCUGUGGUGGCAAGAGAGUUUUGGAGAAAAGUCUGUUGAAUCUGGUUGAGCAAUUGAUGACACAGUUGAUAAAACUUGAUGAGAUUGUAGGUGAUGGAGAUGUCAAAUCGAAACGAAGAUUACAGGUGAAGAGAGUCCAGAAGUACAUAGAAACUCUUGAUAGGCUUAAGACUAGGAACUCGAUGAUCGGGAAUAAUGUGCCAAUGCAGCAGCAGCCGAAGCAGAAGAUUACAGCAGCUGUCGAGAAACUGCAGAUAAAUCCAAUUCAGAAGCAACAAGAACAGCACAGAAAGCACAGAUUGGCUGUGGUGAAGCCUGUUGUGGCAACUAAAAACUGGGAAACUGGCGUGUCGGCGAAAAUGCAGUACAAGAACUCUGGAUCAGCAGUUAAUUAUGGCACUAAUAAUGCAAGUUCUAGGCCAAAAUUGGGAAUAUUUUGUGUAAAGUUUCAUCAACUGUUCAUGAUUCACAAGUUUAAAAUAAAUCACAUUUUUUAAAA